UGCCUCAGAGUUUCCGGAAGGGCCCACCGAGUCCGUGGUCUUCGUUCCUGUGCAGUAAGACCAAGAACACAUCCAGGCGAGCCACAAUGCAGUCGUGGAGAGCCUUCCUAGUGCUGGGCACGCUGUUGUUGCUGACGGUGAUGACCAACAUGGCAUGUGCCGCCUACCGCAAGCCGCCUUUCAACGGCAGCAUCUUUGGAAAGCGGUCCAGAGGGGACCUGAACAAUGCGGACAUAAAGUACGCUAUGUGUGAGGCAGUCUGGGACACUUGUACGCAAUGGUUCCCACUGCCUCAGGAUGGAACUCAGUAGGACGACCCUUGCCUCAACAGCCAGAAGGACGAGUUUCUUGACAUAGGAGCAGACGAAGCCAAUAUCUCCAUCCAGAACAGAAGAAACCUCCGACAAUCUGACAUAAAGGAUCCGCCGCCACCACCGCACAAUGUGCGUCUGGUCACCUGCGGAUGUAGAGUAGAAUGGAAUAAACGCAUGAUUUCUUCAAGGAG
Dermacentor silvarum is the source of this 505-nucleotide messenger RNA. It is a transcript of the gene SIFa, whose product is annotated as neuropeptide SIFamide-like. The record is from RefSeq and is a predicted model, not a curated record. NCBI's taxonomy places the organism in Eukaryota, Metazoa, Arthropoda, Arachnida, Ixodida, Ixodidae. The transcript has 4 exons. Bases 87 to 311 code for a protein of 74 amino acids.